UUUAAUAACUGUAUUUCGGUGUAAUCGAGUUUCCGAGAACCUCGUGUGAUUUGACCGCUCCGCGCUGCCGUCGCUCCACAACAACACGGCAGCGCGCCGUCAGAGGAUUUGGGUUAGCCCGCUGAUACAGACAGACAGACAGACAGACAAACAGACCGACAGGCCCCCCCCCUGGACCCCACGAAACACCCGGUCAUGGACCCCUAGCAUCCCGGCUCACUGACCAUCAUCAGCUCAUUCCCGCCGGGGGUGAACAUCAGCAUUGUCAUGGUGACGGCGCUAUCCCACUGAUGGAGUCAGUGAAGAACAGCGGUGAGCAGGAGGCUGGCCCUGGGGAGCGGGGGCUGGCCCACCUCUGGAGGGGCUACGCCUGCAGCCUGGCCCCAGAGAGGCUGCUCCUCUCCCGGCCCGUGGUCCAGGCGAGCCUGGGGACCCGGCACGGCCUCCUGCUGGUGGAAGGCGGUCAGGUAUACAGCUUCGGUGUGUCUCCAUGGAAACAGCCCCCCUCCCCCGGGCCCCGCCCCCCGGCCCUGGAGCCCUCCCUCAGCGGGCGGCGGGUGGUCUCCGUGGCGACGGGCUCCUCCCACUGCGGCGCCGUGACGGAGGACGGCGGCGUCCACAUGUGGGGCGCCAACGGGGCGGGGCAGUGCGGGCUGGCAGGCCCCGCCUCCAUCCCCAACCCCACCCCCGUGGCCCUGCUGCUCCCGGGCGGCCCCGCCCACAGCGCGCCCGUCCUGGAGCUGGCCCUGGGCCACGUCCACUCCCUCGCCCUCUCCGCCCAGCGCGAGGUCUGGGCCUGGGGGCGCGGGCCCCAGCUGGGGCUGCUGGGCUCCACCCCCUCUUCCGGUGGCUCCGCCUCCUCCUCCGGGGGCUCCGCCUCCCCCUCCGGUGGCCCCGCCCCCUCCUGGCGGCCGCGGCGGGUGGAGCACCUGGCCGGGCGCCACGUGCUGCAGGUGGCGUGUGGCUCCACCCACAGCCUGGCGCUGGUGCGCUGCCAGGGGCCGCGGGGGGGCGGGCGGGGCCCCGGGGCCCCCCUGGAUGCGUGCGGCCGCUGCCACCAGCUGCUCUACACCAUGACGGACCGCGAGGACCACGUCAUCAUCUCCGACUCGCACUACUGCCCCCUGGGGGUGGAGCUGACUGAGGAGGGGGAGGAGCCACGGCCCAGGGGGGCGUCGCCCGCACGGAGCCUCAGGACCUCCCCCUCCAAGCCCCGGCUCCCCGAGGGCCGCGCCGCCGAGACGCCGCUGGGCGUCGCCGCCCCGGCCGGUGGAGGCGUGGCCCCGCCCCCUGUGGUGGCCCCUCCCCCCGCUGGGGCUGACCCAGCCCCUGGCGUCGAGGAUGGGGCCGCCUCCCCCUAUCCCCACGAGGACGCCGUCCGGGAGUACCUGAGGAGGCUGUCAGACCACGCCCUUAUCGAGCCCUUAGGACACGCCAACAUGGAGCCGUCAGACCAUGCCCUUAUCGAGCCAUUAGGCCACGCGCACAUGGAGCUGUCGGGCGACGCCCAGUUAGAGCCGCUAAGCCACGCCCACAUUGAGAAUCCAGACCACGCCCAGACGCAGCAGACGGCCACUGCAGAGCUCUCAUCAGAACCGGCCCCGCCCGGCCACGGCUCCCCCCUCCCGGCCCCGCCCCCCGGCCCCGCCCACCACCCCGGCUCCGCCCUCAACAGCCUGGUGACGUCGUGUGCGUCGGCGGUGGGCGAGCGCGUGGCCUCCACCUACGAGGCGCUCUCCCUGAAGAAGAUGAUGCACUACUACCUGUCCUCCUCCGGGGGGCCCACGGGCUGCGGGGCCCCUGGCUGCGGGGGGGGGGCGGCCCUGGAAGAGUCGAUGCAGGCCAGGAAGAGCUCCAGCACUGGGGACAUCCGGGCGGAGGAGGCGGAGGGCCGGCGCCGCCUCUCCCUCCCAGGGCUCCUCUCUCAGGGUAGAUACUCCGUCAGCCUGCUGGCCUCCUACUCCUCCUCUCAUGCCUGGCUCUUCUCCCCCCGCCUGCUGAGGAAGUUGGGGCGGCCCCGGGGCCCAGCGGUGGCCCUCACCCAACUGGGCGGCUGCAUCCCUGGGAGCCAAGAGCUGCUGCCCCCCCUGCAGACCGAGGUGUGGAGCUGGGGCCACGGGGGGCGGGGCCAGCUGGGCCACGGAGACCACCUGGCCAGGCUCCAGCCGCUGUGCAUCAAGAGUCUGAACAACAAGGAGGUGGUCCGCGUGGCGGCGGGGGACCACCACUCCCUGGCCCUCACCGCCGGCUCACAGGUGUUCUCCUGGGGCAGUAACAGUUCAGGUCAGCUGGGCCACAUGGAGUCUCCCACCACCGUCCCCCGCCUGGCAAAGUUCUCAGAGGGGAUCCGGGUGUGGGAUGUGGCAGCGGGGGGGAGCCACAGCGUGUUCGUGGCCGACGGGGACUGUGUCCAGCCCAUCCUCUACUACAGCGGAAGGCAGGAGCAGGGGGAGGAGGGGGAGGAGGAGGGGGAGGAGGGGGAGGAGAAGGCCGGUGUGUACACCCAGCAACCCGUCCUGCUCCCCUUCUGCAUGAACCUGGGCUACACCAGCAGUGUGUGUGCGGGCGGCGGUCGCUGCCUGUCCCUCUCUGACCGUAACGUGAUGGGCUUCAUCGCCGGCCUCCACGAGGUGGCAUCCGUCGAGAGGAGGUUCUACUGCCGGCUGACUGCCAUCAAGACCGGGGCGCUGCGCCCUCUGCUGGAGGCCGAGUCCCUGAGCCCCACUCUGGGGGCGGUCCUGCUGGGGCUGCUCCAGACCCUGGUGGGGGGGUUCAGCCUGCUCUACACCCUGACGGGGCAGCACUCCGCCAGCCUGACCUCCGCCCUGCGGCGGGGCCGCGACCUCCAGGCUCUGCUCCUCCUCAACCACGCCCACAUCUUCCUGGACGCCUACCGGCAGUACUGUACCUACCUGGGUAACUUCCAUGUGAUGGGGGGCUUCCAGGCUUUGAGCAAACCCGCCCUGGAGGUGUUCGGUAAGACCUUGGAUCCCCUGCUGCGGCUGUCUGAGAGCCCAGAGGAGGGUCCGGCCUCCGACCACCUGAUGGCGCUGUUCGCCCUGCCUCUGGGACACCUGGGGGAGUACGGCCGCCUGCUGCUCAAGCUGGCCACCUGCUACGAAGUGUCCUCCAGUGAGUACCAGCGGCUCCACUCUGCCUGCUCUCAGUUUGAGGCUCUGACUCUUCAUCUGAAGAAGAGGAGGAAGGAGGCAGAGUACACUCACCACUUCUGGAAGAGCUUCCCCGGCAAGAUGACGGACUCCCUGCGGCGGCCUGGGCGUCGUCUGGUGUGUGAGAGCAGUAACAAGGCCCUCAGUCUGCUGAACGCCAGCCGCUUCUCCGUCAACUGGUUCAUCCUGUUCAGCGACGCUCUGGUGCACGCUCAGGGCGUGGCGCCUUCCAAAAACAUCUUCUCCACCCAUCACGUUUUCCCGUUGGCCACUCUGUGGGUGGAGCCUAUUUCGGAGGAGAACUCUGAACAGUACGGUCUGAAGGUGAUCUCCCCGGAGGAGACCUUCACUCUGCUCGCCUGCUCCCCCAUCGAGAAGGCCAAGUGGCUGCGUGCCAUCAACCAGACGGUGGAUCUGGCGCUGGGGGGGGCGGGGCCUGACCCCGUCACUCUCAGCCCGGGGGCGGGGCAGAAGGCGGAGCCUCCCAUCUCGAGGACGGCCUCCUACACCUUCCACAAGGACGCCCGUCUGAGGGAGGCCACGUACGAGGGCCGCUGGUUGGCAGGCCGGCCCCACGGCAGGGGGGUCCUGAAGUGGCCAGACGGACGGAUCUACACAGGCUCCUUCAAGAUGGGUCUGGAGGACGGCUAUGGUGAGUUUGUGUCCCCCACUAAGAAUGCUGGCAUUCAGGAGCAGUACCUGGGCCACUGGAAGGAGGGGCGCAUGCACGGCGCUGGGACCUACAGGUACUCCAGCGGGGAGGUGUACGAGGGCUCGUUCCGGGACGGCGUUCGCCACGGCCACGGCAUGCUGCGGAGCGGCCGGCUCACCUCCUCCUCCUCCUCCCCCCCCCCGCCCGGCGGCAGGCCCUCCCCCUCCUCCUCCUCCUCCUCCCCCCCGCCCUCCGUCUUCAUCGGCCGCUGGGUCGCCGACCGCAAGGCCGGCUACGGCGUCUACGACGACAUCACCAGGGGGGAGAAGUACAUGGGGGUGUAUCAGGAGAACCAGCGUCAGGGCUCCGGGGUCAUCGUCACCCAGUUUGGCCUCUACUACGAGGGGACCUUCAAGGACAACAAGAUGGGGGGUACGGGGGUGCUGGUAGCAGAAGACGACACGACCUACGAAGGAGAGUUCUCUGAGGACUGGACGCUCUACGGGAAGGGGGUUCUCACCAUGCCUAACGGGGACUACCUGGAGGGGUCCUUCAGUGGGGAGUGGGGGUCCGGCCUGAAGAUCAGCGGCACCUACCACAAGCCCUUUGACCCCGAGAGGAGACGGCCCCCUCCUCUGGGCCGGCUGUGCGUGUGUGCGGAGGACAAGUGGCCCUCGGUGUUUGAGGAGUGCUGGGCGGCCCUCGGCUGCAUGGCCCCCGGCCAGGGGCCCCCCUCCAGGGCCUGGGAGGGCAUCGCUGUGGCCCUCACCGCCAGCAGGAGACACCUGCAGGACAGCCCAGAGGUCAUGACCCGCAGUAUGAGCCGGACCCUGGAGAGCCUGGAGGUCAUCCCCCAGCACAGUGGGCCAAUCACCAUGGAGCGCUACACCAAGAUCCGCCUCUACCUCAUCAAGGCCUGUGACAGCCCGCUGCACCCCCUGGGCCGGCUGCUGGAGGUGCUGGUGGCCGUCUACAGGAUGACCUACGUGGGCGUGGGGGCCAACCGCCGGCUGCUGCCCCAGGCCGUUAGCGAGAUCAAGUCCUACCUGGACCGCCUCUUCACCAUCGUCAGGUUCCUGUUCCCUGACCUUCCAGAGGAGGGCGGUGUCAUCCCAGAGACUCCCUCCUCCCCCCUCCCCCAGGAGAAGACCUCCUCCCCAGGGUCCGGCCCCCCGGCCCCGCACUCCCCCAGGCCGGUGCGGGUGGUCUCCUCGUCCUCCCUGCUCCUCCCCCUGCUCCUCCCCAGGCUGUACCCUCCUCUCUUCACGCUGUACGCCCUGUGUGGGGAGCAGGAGGAGGACCUCUACUGGGACUGUGUGCUGAGGCUGAACCGCCAGCCAGACCUCGCCCUGCUGGCCUUCCUGGGGGUGCUGCAGAAGUUCUGGCCCAGUUCCAUCCCAGUGUCCUUGCCUCUACUGGGAGAGAACCAGCAGAUCCUGUCCACCACUAAGGACGCCUGCUUCGCCUCCGCUGUGGAAACCCUGCAGCAGAUCAGCACGACCUUCACCCCCUCUGAUAAGCUGAAGGUCAUCCAGCUGACCUUUGAGGAGAUCACACAGGAAGUGCAGUCACUGCUGAGGGCCGACUUCCUGUGGUCCAUGGACGACCUGUUCCCCGUGUUCCUCUACGUGGUGCUGAGGGCCCGCAUUAGGAACCUGGGGUCAGAGGUUCGCCUGAUUGAGGACCUGAUGGACCCCUGUCUCCAACACGGAGAGCACGGCAUCAUGUUCACCACACUGAAGGCAUGUUACUAUCAGAUCCAGCAUGAGAAGAUCACCUAACGCCCCUGAUACACUACGACGACCUCUGACCCCUCCCACCCCCCUCCUGGAGGGGGUCCCUGGAGCCGUGCAGCAUGUGACCGCCGUCAGCCAAUAGGGGAUCAGAAGAGGGGGAGGAGACCGUCUGGGGGAGCGGGGCCAGAGAGGUGGAGCUCCACCUUCGUGACCACACCCACCCCCGCCCACUCACUGACACUAUUAAACUACCAGCACAACCCCCCCGCCCGCUCAGACCAGUUCUGGACCUGAUACUGGACGCACAAACCCUGUGACCCUUGACCCCUGGAGCCCCCACCAAGUCCACCCCCGUGACCUUUGACCCCUAGAGCCCAACCGAGUCAACCCCCGUGACCUUUGACCCCUGGAGCGCCACCAAGUCCACCCCCGUGACCUUUGACCCCUGGGGGGCCCAUCAGGGUCCACCCCUUUGACCCCUUCGGACCCCUCCAAGUCCACCCCUGUGACCUUUCACCCCUGGGGGCCCCCACCAAGUCCACCCCUGUGACCUUUCACCCCUGGGGGCCCACCAAGUCCACCCCUGUGACCUUUCACCCCUGGGGGCCCCCACCAAGUCCAGCCCUGUGACCUUUGACUCCUGGGGGGCCCCACCAAGUCCACCCCUUGACCUUUGAACCCUGCGGGCCCCCACCAAGUCCAACCCGUGACCUUUGACCCCCAUGGGGCCCCCACCAAGGCCCCCCCGACCCUGAGGGUUUCUAUCCACUCGUGAUGUCAGAGGUUCCUCUAUGGAGGAGAACCUCCAGAUGAGCAGAGCAGCAUCCUGUGUGUGGUUUUGUUGGACUUGUUUAAGAUGUAUGUACUGUAUGUUCUGAUUGAUCUCCAGCUAGACUACGUGUUACGUGUGUGCAAACUGUACCAUGGUGUGAAGAACAGUGAUGCAACGGUCACAUUGGAGGAAGAUGUUUCUAACAUGUCUUCUGUAGUGUCUGGUCUAAGACCUUCGGGAUCUCAACCACCAGUCAAACCAUCCUUGGUUCCUCUGUUUCCCAGUACGUCAACGUAGUCUAGACUGGCCUGCUCCUCGACCCACUGGGGUUUCACCAGAGAGGACGCGGUGACGGUCAAUGGAACCAAGUGGUGGUCUGAGGAGGUCUUGUCUGAGGAGGUCUUCAGCCCACCUGGAGAUAGAUGGACAAAGUGAGGAUGGUGAACACAAACCAAGUUACCAGACCGAGUGAGCAUUAGGAGGAACGUGGGAGAAGGUUUACAUUCUCAGUAUGCAUCCUUCAGGUCGUUCGUCUUGUUGGAAACUGACACCGGCGUUAUAACGACAUACGACAGAAUUACUUUUCUAGAAGCUCGCCUCAAAUACACGAGAACCUCACGAUGAGUUUGAGUUAAGUGUUCAUUAACGAUGAUUAACCGUAGCUCCCUGAGAACCCAAGGUUUCUAAGCGAGGGUUCUCCUCCUACGAUGACCUCAGCAAGGGGGGAGGUUCCACUUCAGAACGUCUAGCUCCUUGUGAUCCAAGGAGUAGUUCCUGAGUGUUACUCCACUCCUCUGUGAGGACGUCAGUGUAGGACAACCACAAGUCAUCACAGACCUGGUUAUGGUCUGCCCCUCUGAACCAGGGAGACAUGAGGCAGACUGCCCUAGUUAGGUCUACGACCAGAACGCUGUAGUAAGGAUAAGUCUACUACCAGAACGCUGUAGUUAGGAUAAGUCUACUACCAGAACGCUGUAGUUAAUUUAAGACCUCAACUGACUGUUAUGAGCAUUGAUGUCAUGCAACGACGUCUGUAAAAAGGGUUGAAAUAACGACGUGGUUGAUUUGGAAUUAAAUCGCAGCACAGGACUGACCUAAUUGGACUGAAGUAAUUGGUUAAUUGACCGCUAAUUGCGUGGUGACUGCACGUGACACUCUGUGAACCAAUUGAAAAGAAGAAGCUGUAAUUAUAUACAAUUUAUUCACUGUUCGGUUUUAUUUUUUCACACAUCGUUUAUUAAGUUAUAUAAGUGCACCGACUAAUUAUCGAUAAUGACGUUUCAUUUUAAUUAAAAAUAUUCAUUUGUUGGAAGGCUCUCAGAAACGGUUGAGUAUGAACAUUUUUCAGUGUCUACAUGCAAUAAAGUCAUUUCGUUUGGGACAUUGAACUCGUGUUUUAUA
Molecule: messenger RNA, 7731 nt
Organism: Gadus chalcogrammus (walleye pollock)
Lineage: Eukaryota; Metazoa; Chordata; Actinopteri; Gadiformes; Gadidae
Gene: als2b
Product: alsin Rho guanine nucleotide exchange factor ALS2 b
Exons: 35
Coding region: 291-5603 (1770 amino acids)
Source: RefSeq, a predicted model, not a curated record